This is a messenger RNA of Scheffersomyces coipomensis, 1131 nucleotides long. RefSeq names its product Dcc1p (gene DCC1). Gene Ontology annotation, biological process: mitotic sister chromatid cohesion; maintenance of mitotic sister chromatid cohesion. The record is from RefSeq and is a predicted model, not a curated record. Lineage: Eukaryota; Fungi; Ascomycota; Pichiomycetes; Serinales; Debaryomycetaceae. The coding region runs from base 1 to 1131 and encodes 376 amino acids. The transcript has a single exon. Gene Ontology annotation, cellular component: chromosome, centromeric region; chromatin; Ctf18 RFC-like complex.
AUGGUGCUGUAUUCAGUAUAUCAACAGAUCACUAACGAUCCAGAACAUACCUACAAACUAAUGCAAUUACCGCCUGAUUUAUUGGAAUAUAUAACUAACAACGACAAAGAAGAAUUAGUUCUCAAAUCAUCAAUAACUUCAGAUAAUUUAGUAGUUUGUUCAAAUUCAAAGACGUGGAGAUUAAGACAGAUGAAUCAUUCCAAUACGGCUUUGAUAUGUGAUAAUUUGAAUAUCAACGUUAAUAAUAAAUUUACCGAUCCAUUGGUUGAAACUGGAGAUCAACAACAACAAUUUGAUAAUAAAUUAGUGGGAUUCAGUCAAUGUUCUUAUGAGUAUGAGUUGUCGAGUACGGAGGGAAUCAUUGAUAUAACUGAUUUACCAAGACAUUCAGGAGAUCAAUUGAGCGAUGAUACGCUUAAUGUUGAUACGUUGGAUUGGUCAUUACAACAAUUGAUUGAUAAUUCACCUAUAUCUUCCCAAGAGUUCUUUACUAAAUGGUAUGAAUAUGGAGGAUGUAUCAUAAAUGACAAAGUUCAUAUUCUUACUAAUGAAUUCAUUACCGAGAUAUUGUAUGGUUGUAUUACUAUUCUAAUCCUGGAGAAUAUUAAUUAUAAUGAUGAUAUUGAGAUAUUGAAUUUUAUUCAAUUAAUCCUAAUGCAAGAUGAAACAAUGAAUCAAUCUAUAAUGGAGACUAUAAUCCAUAAAUUCGGACAUGAAAUCAAAGAAGAUACAUUUAAAUUAGAUCAUGCCAAGAUAUCGAAAUGGUUCGGAAUCCAACAAUUAGCAAAAUCGCUGGGAAAUCUUAUAAAUAAGAAAGAAUUCCUUUUACAUUGGAAAUCAUCCUUACCAUCAUUCUACAACGUAUCAUUAGAUAUCCAAGAUCUUCGAGGGAAUUACUGUUCUCCCAUCGAGGAUAAGAUCUUAUACGUCAAUGCUUCAGAUUUAGCCACAUCAAAUCUUUCGGUAAGGUUUGUUCAAUUAUUUCAGUUGGAUAAGAAUUGGAAUUAUGAUGAUUUUAUUCCAUUCAUAGCUGAUUUCGUACCGAAUGGGAAGAAAGUUGAUUCUGUAAUUUUGAAAUAUGCCAGAAAGAAGAAAAUCACCAAGGAUAAAUAUUUAAUCGUACCUCGUUAA